Messenger RNA from Anopheles coluzzii, 1667 nucleotides. RefSeq lists its product as uncharacterized. Lineage: Eukaryota; Metazoa; Arthropoda; Insecta; Diptera; Culicidae. The transcript is spliced from 2 exons. The coding region runs from base 935 to 1405 and encodes 156 amino acids. The record is from RefSeq and is a predicted model, not a curated record.
GUGUUCAGUCGAACGUCCAAACGGAAAAAGAGAGUCCGCUCGGGUUUAUUAAUUUCUUUUACACAAAUUAACACUAACACUUACAGAUUAAACUUAACGCAUCUAACUUAACGAAUCUAACUUAACGAAUCUAGCUUAACGAACCUAAAUGACCUAAUUAGAUAAGAACGCGUCUACACUACAGUAUAAUUCUUCACCGUGUUCCGUUUUUUAUCAGGGUGUAGAGACCGUGAACGGUUUGCGAGAUUUAGAGACAGGGAACGGUUCUGGAACUUUCCUGAGGAACAAGGAUGAGAACAUUUCUUCUCUUUCACGCAAGGGUCAAGGAGGAUAUAAAAAGCCGCGAUCGGCCGGAGCAGAUCAGAAGGUUCUGGCUCGGCUUACUGUGUGUAUCGUCGCGGAAUUGAAAGUGAAAUAAAGGCUCACAGUUGUGUUACACUUUAUUGGUGACCCCGACGUGAUCAAGAGAGAUCACAUAAUCGCACACUCUUUGUUAAGAACACUGAAUCUACGAUUCAUUCAACGUGGCGAUUUGUUUCGUAUAGUACGCCAGCCUUCUAAUUAACGUGAGCGUCGUGACCGUACAUGUGUAGUACAAGCGCGAAUAAAAGCGUACGUUGUAUCGCGAUUGGGCGUGUGUUGAAGCGUGUUCAAAAGUGCGAAAAAAACUUUGCAUGUGUGUUCUAGUGAAAAAAGAGCAGGAUUAUUUUUUAGAAUCCUUUGUGGAUUACACGUCGCCUGGUUACGCUCACCCCACAACGACACACACCAACACACAGCACACGUCUGGUGACAGAAACGUUUCUUCAACGCGUCCACAUACACACGCACCAUCUUGCAGUAAAUGUUACACACACCAUCAAGAGAAUCACAUUCGUCCGGGUUUCGUUCGGAGCGUUAUUCCUUUGCGGUAUAAAAGGAUCUGAACAGAAACAUGGCUACAAACCAACCACAACUCGGAGACGGGACGAACGCGUCGGUACAUCACGCGGCUCAAGAGGAGGCACAUUUCGCAACUCCAUCGACGACACCUCAAUCCGAGAUGACGAGUCUCGUGCCGCCACCUACCGCACCACAGAACAUCCGGGAUGAGAUCGAGAUCAGUGCUGUGAAGCUGCCACCAUUUUGGACCAACUCACCAAGUACAUGGUUCAUUCAAGCAGAGGCUCAGUUUGAAAACGCGGGAACCAAAACCGAGCGCACCAAGUAUGCUCAUCUUCUCACCGCCAUACCGCCCGAGACGCUGGAAAAAGUGAUCGACAUCGUCCAGAAUCCUCCUGCGCACAACCGGUAUACGCAUUUGAAGGAAGCUUUGCUGACGCGCUUACAGGGUUUCACACUUUAUCUCAAGACCGCGGGACCCCUUCCCGAAUCUGUCUUAACCAAAGCCAAGAUUGUGGUAUGAUGCUUGAAAUCGUUGAUGAUACUUGAAAACGUUGAUGAUACCUGAAUUCAUCGGAUGCAAUGCUGAAUCUGCGGCACAUUUCUCGAAACACACUGGUCCGCGCCGAGGACAUGCGGUCGAAUAUUUUUUUACACGGAUAACCUUUGUGUACAUCAGUCUAUUAGAAACACUCAAUUAUCCUUUUCGUUUUUUUACCAAAAAAAGACAAUUUAAUAAAAUGAGUGAAUGCAUAUUUGUUUAAUUAAAAUAUUUACAAGUGUUG